CAUUAACAACACAUUGAGUUUUCUUGAAUAAAGAUAAGUACAAAAAUUACCAUGAUCAGCAGUAGACAGAGAAAAAUAUGAUUUAGACCUUCAAUUAGACAGCACUAUAUUUACAAGUUUUGUAGCUUCCUGUCAAUGUUGUUCGGCCGCAAAGUGUGUAAAAAUGUCCGGUGAAUUUGAGGUUUGGUUGGGCAAUAAAUUGAAAGCUAUAAACGAAGAUGUAGACCUUGACGUAUUUGUGCAAUACAUAGCAGGUGUACUCGAUGGUGAGGAAGAUGAUGAAGAAAAAAUAGACUCCAUGUCUGGUCUUCUUGAAGAAGUUUCACCAGAGAAUGUGACUCAGCUGUGUGAAGAAAUUAUCGUAAAGUGGAAAGAACACCAGGCUUCAAUAGAAGUUGUGGAAAAGCCUAAUCUUGAUGAGAAGCUUGCUAGUAUUAUGGAGAAGCAGAACUUGACAACUGUAACUAAGAGAGAAAUCACCGAGGAGGAGAGGCAGAGAAAAGAGGCAAUUUUACAACAAAUGUUUGUCUCCUUAACCAUAUUUACAUCUGAUGAAGAUGAAACAAAGAACAUUAAUGCUUCCAAAGUGGAUCAGGCUGAGAAAGCGAUGCGGGAAAAAAUGAAGUUAGAACAUGACACUAAGAAAAUGAAAGAUGCCUUAGAUAGAGAAAAACAGAAACAAAAGGCUUUAGAUAGAAAAGAGAAUGAAAAGAAAAGAACUGCUAAAGGAGAGCGCAGGCAGAGGUAGCAGGUUGCUAAGCAACUACCAUUUGGAUAUAGCAGUGAGAUUCAAAGAGGAUAAGCUCCCAGGGUUUCAAUUCCAACUUGAUAUUCUGCCAUAUAUGGUCAUGUAGUCAUGGCAAUU
Molecule: messenger RNA, 865 nt
Organism: Owenia fusiformis
Lineage: Eukaryota; Metazoa; Annelida; Polychaeta; Sabellida; Oweniidae
Source: the annotation of a GenBank genome assembly